AUGACAGCGACCUUCAUAGCAAUGAAUUUAACUCCGAAGCAAAAGUACCUGGCCAGCGGAUACAAUGGAAUGGACUAUAGCAAACUCCUACCAGAUAUUCUUUUCCAAGAGCCCAAUGGCCCUUUCCACUUCCCAGAGGGCGUACCUUGGGUGGCAACGCGAGGCCAAGACAUCCGCUGGCAAAAGCCAGCCCACCAUCGCGACUAUAUUUCGAUGAAGCAACACGGCUAUCUCUGGCACGAGUGGGAGGAGCGCGAGAAGAAAGAACAAGAACAACAACAAAGUCAAAAGGUGAAGGAGAGCAACUCGACGGACUCCAAGGCGACGGGGUCCAAGUCAACAAAAUCUAAGUCGACAGAUUCUAGUCAAAUGGCGUCUAAACCAUCGCAGAAGCCUACACAAUCACCACCACCAGAAAGAUGGAUGCCCCUCAUCAUGGCCCCCGGCCAGUGGGCGCCGACACCAACUCCUACCCCUGAACCAACGCCAAACACGCAGCAAUCACCUCCGAAAAGUAUCGUUGCCAUCUUGAACGCACCGUCUUGCCCUCAAACGCAACCUCAAGCCCAAACCAUCCCUCCAGCGAUCCCAGCCGCCCCCUCAAUGCGCCAAGUACCUCAAGCACCCCAAGUUCCCCGCAAAAAGACGGUCAACUCCCGUCGUCGCGCAGACCUCAUGCUCAAUGCCGAAGAAGGUCCUUGCGAGAAGACAGUGAACACGAUUCGUCGCGCGAACCGCAUGCUCGGCGCCGGAGAGGGUAUGGACAACCCGGUCGGCCCUUGCGUCGCCUGCCAGAAAAGAGGCAUCAACUGCCGUGUUCUCAAGGACGGCACCGGCGUCACGUGUGCCUUGUGCACAAAACAGAAGACAUCCAAAAGCAAAUGCAAUGUGGACCCUGACGGAUCCAAGGACGCUGCGAGAAAGGCUAGGGCUGGGGAGCGUCGAGAGAAGAAGAUAUUGGUGCGCAAGGGCGAGAGGGGGUGCGCCGGUGAAGCAGGAAGAGAAGAGGGAGCAGGCGGAACAGGAGCGAUGGGUUUUUCUUAUGCCUCGCGUGACUUAAGAACAAUUAACGUGGAAUGAUGAAGGAUCAGGUACCUCUGAGGACAGCCUUGAGGAGUGCAUAGUGGCUAUUCUAGCUGAGGCUUAAUAGAAGGAGGAAUGAGUUUGGUGGCUAAGCUGGUAUCGCUAGGUCUUGAUCCUGGAUUGUUUUGAACAGUAUUGGAGUUUGAAGAUGUAAGCGAACUGCUGUGCAUUGAACCCCAAAGGCUUGGAUGCCCCCUUUAUUUUGGUGUAGCUUUCGAAGCAUCGACUAUCGAAUAUCAGCGAUCCUAUCAUCUCAGGGGAAGUAAUUCCCAUCGCAGUGACCAGUAUAAUUGGGUUGGGCUAAAUCUUUUGGCAAAUCGAUCUGGUUUUCGACUUGGCGUUUAAGCUCGGUGACAAGAAUUGUCAGAGACAGCGUGUAAUGAACAGUCUUCUAUAUUAAUUAUUAUAUUUUGAUUUUGCUUUGAA
Molecule: messenger RNA, 1509 nt
Organism: Pseudomassariella vexata
Lineage: Eukaryota; Fungi; Ascomycota; Sordariomycetes; Amphisphaeriales; Pseudomassariaceae
Exons: 1
Coding region: 1-1080 (359 amino acids)
Source: RefSeq, a predicted model, not a curated record